This is a messenger RNA of Serendipita indica DSM 11827, 1005 nucleotides long. Lineage: Eukaryota; Fungi; Basidiomycota; Agaricomycetes; Sebacinales; Serendipitaceae. The record is from the annotation of a GenBank genome assembly.
AUGGCCGCCCGAAAAGCCACUGCCAGGAUGGAAAUUGAUUCGGCGCAACUUCAGGCAUGGCACCUGGCCUAUGCUUCUCUCUCCGAACUCGCCAAAAUACCAGAUGUGUCGGACGCACUGAGUCGCGCAAACAAGUAUCUACAGCAAUUUCAACUUGAAUACCAUGCCCAGGACCAAACAGCGUCAGAGCUCAAGCCGACGAGAAACAAGGUCAAGAAGGAGAUUGGCGAGAUUCGGGAACAUUCACGGAUGGAAAUAGAACGGUGCGACAAAGCGCUGGAGCAGUUACAAAAGAUUGCGUCUUCCCGGACGAGUGUGGACACAUCUUCUUCACAAACAGACGGCCGUCCGAAGAGGACACGGGAAUCGUCAAUGGCCCCACAACAAACCUCCACGGCAUCAAAUAUCGCGUCUAACGCCUCGAGUGCAGCACAAAACAGUCUGACGCUCGUCUUGCGUCCGCCUCUUCCCCCUUUUUCCCAAGAGGUGUGGAUGCGAAUACAAAAGCAACUUCCGCUACAACCCGGACGCAAAGUGGCUUUCCGCGUACCGUCAGAUAAGACGGGAAAAUCUUCUGUAUCGCCCACGGGGAACGAAGGUGUUGGAUACGAGGAGGAUGCGUGGAUAUUGGCGACGGUGUUUAAGGCCGAGAAGAAGGACAAGCAAGAUGUUGAAAGUGAAACUGGAGAACCACCGAAAUAUACCACGACAAUCAAAUCACUGAUACCACUACCAAUUGUGGAUACCUCGCCAUCCGAUCCAUCACAUCUAGGCGCAUACCCGGAAUACCAAAGUGGGAGUAUCGUCCUUGCUCUCUUCCCAGAUACUACGUCUUUCUACAAAGCAGAGGUUGUGGCAUCUCCCAAAGAUAUACAAGUAGCAGGCAACAGGACUGCGCCUGCGGCAGCGAAGGCGACGCCUUCGUAUAAAGUACGCUUCGAAGACGACGACGACCAAGUGCGCCUCGUGAGCGCAGAGGAGGUCAUAGAUUUCCCCGGAUACUAG